AUGUUGGAUGAUCUGUAUCAGAAUGACACAGAGGCCUAUCACAAACUUAUCGAAAAACAGAAGAAAGAAGGAGCUGAGUUCAGCGCCGCGCCUGAGCUGCACUCCAGCAUCUGUGCACAAACUCUGAAACCAAAUCAAGGGCUACUGUACAUCAACUUGUGUAGUUGGAAACGUGUGCCAGCUCCCCAGAAUCCCAGUCAGCCAAUACCCUUGUGUGCCGGUAAACUGGAAACACAGGAUGAAGGAGGUCAAGGGCCGUACGCUGUGCUGGACGUGGCAGUAAAUCCGGAGCUGCUGCUGAAGUGUGAAACCGAGAUGAACCAGCUCUACAUUCUCCUUCUGAACUUUGCACACGAGCACCACAACCUGAAAUCAUCCCAACGGUACACUCCCGUUAGCUCCAGCCCCAGAAGUACCACCGAGGACUUGUACCGUCGCCUUGGAUUUCAGCAGUGGCCUUGUAUGGGCAAUAAAGCUGACAGCGGAGGAGGAAUAGCCUGUCAAACACCAGCUUCCCUUCUGCAGAAGAUUUCUUCCCUCAAUACAGAGAAAGAAGAGGAUAUUUUCGUAGCUCAUGAACCUACAGAGCAUAAAAAAAGUAAUUUGAUCCAAGUCAUCUCCUCCACAUUUGCGCAGCCACAAAGGCCUGAGUACCAGCUGGAGGUGAGGCCUGAUACAUCAGCAGCUCCUCGCCGCGUGGAGCUGACAGUGGAGCUGCCAAAGGUUUCCAACAUGUCAGAAUGCCAACUGCAGAUCUCCAAGGAUGAUGUCUUACUGGAGGUUGAAGAUUUGUAUCACUUGCUCCUGGAGUUUCCCAAUUAUGUCGAUGAAGAUUCUGCAACUGCUGUGUUCAACAAGAAGAAAAGACAGCUGACUUUGAGUGUAAACAUCCUCAGCUAG
Messenger RNA from Knipowitschia caucasica, 900 nucleotides. The record is from the annotation of a GenBank genome assembly. NCBI's taxonomy places the organism in Eukaryota, Metazoa, Chordata, Actinopteri, Gobiiformes, Gobiidae.